Messenger RNA from Selaginella moellendorffii, 1489 nucleotides. RefSeq names its product KH domain-containing protein At5g56140. Gene Ontology annotation, molecular function: mRNA binding. Gene Ontology annotation, biological process: regulation of mRNA splicing, via spliceosome. Gene Ontology annotation, cellular component: nucleus. Lineage: Eukaryota; Viridiplantae; Streptophyta; Lycopodiopsida; Selaginellales; Selaginellaceae. The coding region runs from base 109 to 819 and encodes 236 amino acids. The transcript has 8 exons. The record is from RefSeq and is a predicted model, not a curated record.
ACACAAAUAUCACCCCCUGGGCUUUCUUUUCUAUUCACAAAAUUUGGGGGCUUUCUCUCUCUCCUUGGGCGCAAGAACACCAUCGCUACAGCAGCGCGAGCAAGGGUCAUGUCUGGGCGAUCUUACAUGCACUACUCGCCAUCGUCCGCAUCCACUGGCAGCCUCUCGCCUCAAAUCGGCGGCCUUGGAAGAUCUCCCAACGCGCUGCUGGAGCAUGACAAGUACUUCACAGAGUUACUUAUGGAACAAGAAAGUCUGCGACCUUUCAUGAUGGUUCUUCCUCACUGCAGCUUCCUACUUAAUCAGGAGAUUCUUCGAGUUUCUAAACUCAUAGGCCAGUCACAACUUCUAGAACAGGACACUUUGGACAUGGGAAGCCCCCUGGGGUUGAUUUCUAAUGGAGGAAGCAGAGAUUUAAAUGCUUGGGCUGCCAUGCAGCACGAGAGGACUGUCUUACCUCUCUGGCAUGGCAGCCCUGCCGGUUCGCCUGGACCGAUUAUAAAGAAGACCUUGCGAAUCGAGAUUCCUACCGAUGAUUAUCCUAACUUUAACUUUGUGGGCCGCCUUCUUGGGCCGAGAGGACUGUCGCUGAAGCGUGUCGAGAACGAGACCGGGUGCCGCGUGAUGAUAAGAGGGCGAGGGUCGAUCAAGGACGCAGCAAAGGAGGAGAAGAUGAGGGACAAGCCUGGCUACGAGCACUUGAACGAGCCAUUGCACGUCCUCGUGGAGGCGGAGCUUCCGGCCAACCAGAUCGACACGCACUUGCAAUACGCGCAGGAGAUAAUUGAAGACGUGCUUCGGCCACCUCCGUUUCCGUGACUGCUGUCCACAGGACGAGUCUGUGGACGCCGUGAAGAAGGCGCAACUCCGGGAGCUGGCGAUGCUAAACGGUACACUACGAGAGGAUAGUCCAUACUUGACAGGUUCGCUGACUUCAUUCAACAAUCCCGGCAUGAAGAGACCGAAAAUUCGAAGAUGACGAGGUGACUCUUUGGUAUAUAGCUAGGAAGGAGAGAGAAAGAAGUACUAGGGAAUGAGCGACGUUACUUUCUCGUACGUGGUGGAGGGGUUUUUGCAGAUCCAAUAAAGUGGGAUGAACUCGCUGGACCUCUUGGGGGAUGCAUCCUUGGAUUGGCACGGUAGGAUUCAUCUAGUGCUCAGGAGGAGUUUGCAUCCUUGCUGUGUUCAUCCCGCUCCACACUUGAAGAGUAUAGCUGGGUACGUGAGAAGUUUGCGAAGUUUUUAAGGAUAGCCAAGAAAACAGGAGUUGGCUUUCGUUUUGGUUUGAAGAUAUUUCGGUACCUUUUUUAACAGCGAGCUUAGCCGAGAGAGAAGAAUGAAGAAGAAUUAAUUAGCCCAGAGAUGAAGAUGACGAAGAAGGGGAAAAAGGACGAGUGUGUAAGCGUGUGUGUGUGUAGUGUUGACCUUUUUGUGGGAAAAAGAAGAUUCCAAAAGUGUUUGAUUCCUGGAUUCGCUCCAGAUUGAUUGA